AUGAAGCUGAGUGCACUUAAUAUACUGGUGUGCAUAACUAAACUUACAAUGGCGAGUGUGAUCCCAGCUGGAGGUUUCGGCGCUUACAAAGCCUCGCAGACAAUGCAAGAGUCGCAGACGCUGAUGGAAGAAUUGCGCUCGAUGAACAUUGAUUGCGAGAAAUGGAGCGGAAACAAAGGAAAAUCUGUGGUUUUCCCAAGUGAGAUGCUAACCGCAGACACUAUGGAGGAAUUGGGAUUCCACAAGAAAGAGUUGGUGGAGUUGUCUCUUUCGUUCGGUGAAGUGGUGAUCCCCCAGGAUACCGCGGGACUUUUCCUCUUUAAUUCUACGGACACACUCAUUGGAGACUCAGUUGAUGAGUGGGUACCAUUUGCAAUGCCAAAGUACGCGCGAUUGGUAGAUUACCAUAUGCUGAUGCCCUAUUCGUACCAUAGAGUUGGAACCAAGCUUAGUUUGUUGCAAGGCCACGAGAAUGUACUUGAGGCUUCGUACGAUAUCUCCAAUUCUGCACCAUUACUAGUGCUCAUUUUCCAAAGCGGAAACGAAAAUACUGCCAAAAACACCAUGAACCUGCCUUUGGUCUCCAUUAAGGAAUUUGCGGCAGAUGGUGACAGAAUGAUUUCUGAAAUGUUCCGCCAAUUGGCCAAGAAGUGGAUCAGUAUUCUAGGAUAUCGGUCUCUGGUGUCUUCAACGUUUUGCUCAAUCAACGUUAGCUUUCCAGCUCAAAGCGCGUGUGUUAAAGUGGGCCAAGACGAGGAGGGAUCAGUAACUGUUAUGCCAGCCUUUUUCGAGUCCGAAUCCAUCCAGAAGAGAGAGAACUCGGAGUACGUUAUGGACCUUCAUGGGAUACUUGAUGGAAACGCAAAAACACAUACACAAGACCAAAGACAUUUCUCCAACAACACAGAGACGCUGUACAAGCCACCCUUACCAUUCAAGUUUGAUGGUGCUCGGAAGAACAUUCCACUGGAAACCGUCAGAAACGCACUAGACAAGUCCACUACAGCUGCUGAGCCCGCCAGAGAUCCGGCGUUCUCCCAAAUUGCAAUAGCACGCAAGACCAAGCGAGACAGGACGGAGAAGCCAGGAUGUGUUCCGAUCACCUGGUACAACGUAUUUCACCACAGCAUUUUUGGCAAGCCGAAGGAUUUCUGCACUGGUCAGUGA
Molecule: messenger RNA, 1167 nt
Organism: Kuraishia capsulata CBS 1993
Lineage: Eukaryota; Fungi; Ascomycota; Pichiomycetes; Pichiales; Pichiaceae
Exons: 1
Coding region: 1-1167 (388 amino acids)
Source: RefSeq, a predicted model, not a curated record